Messenger RNA from Octopus sinensis (East Asian common octopus), 1697 nucleotides. RefSeq lists its product as uncharacterized. Gene Ontology annotation, biological process: signal transduction. Gene Ontology annotation, molecular function: SH3 domain binding. The transcript has 14 exons. NCBI's taxonomy places the organism in Eukaryota, Metazoa, Mollusca, Cephalopoda, Octopoda, Octopodidae. The record is from RefSeq and is a predicted model, not a curated record. Bases 53 to 1072 code for a protein of 339 amino acids.
UUUCUUAUUAAUAUGUGAUUUAUUUUCAGCUCCAAAAGUUUAUGUUGUUUUAAUGGAUUGUUGUUUGUAUUAUUAUAAGAAUGAGAGAGACAAAGAACCUAAGGGAAAAUACCCUCUUUAUGGUUAUAACACGGUUCAUCGAGCUGGUGAUGAGUCAUCUAAUUGGACAUUUGUUAUUAAUCAUUCUGACAGUACCUGUAAGAAAAUAAAAUUUUCAGCAUCAUCCCAAUAUGAAAUGGUGGAAUGGAUGAGGCGCAUAAAAGCUGAAAUGCUUAAAGCCAAUAAUAGACCCAUUCGAUCUUUACCUGAAGGUUCUUCUGCUGAAAGAGUAGAUUUUCCUCUUGCCAAUAUUAACAGUAUUGAAGAAGCUAUCUAUGAUGACAUUAGUAUUGAAGAAGUUAUUCAAACUAUUCCUGAUCAAUUCAAGAUUUCUUGCGAUGGUGAUUCAGAUAAUGAAAGUGAAACACCCAGACCACUUCCUGAAACCCCUUCUCAGAGAAAAAUGCUACUUACAAACAUUAGUAUUGACUCUGCCCUUAUUCCUCCUCUACCUAUCAUUAAACGUAAGCUGAAGGCAAAAGGUAACUUGAGAGUGCCAGAUGGUUGUGCUUCAAAAAGUCCAGCUGAGAAAGGAGCUUCACCUUCUUAUGUACCAACUAUGAUAAUAUCUGAUGAACCUCCAACAACCACCAUGAAAGCUAUGGUUGAUGAUUAUUGGAAAGCUUUUGAGUUCAAUGGCCCCAAAGAAGUUUCUAUGAAGUUGUUGACUGCACUUGAGGAAUCUGGAGCUUACAUGGUUAGAGAGAGUGAAAAUAAAGUAGCCCCCAAGACCUUACUUGUUUACUGUGCUGAAUUAAAAAGAACUCAAAAGUAUCAAAUCUUUUAUGAAAGUACUCCAAAACCAAAAUAUUAUCUUAAAAAAGGAAUUGAGUUCAACUCUUUAGAAGAGCUUAUUUAUCAUUAUUUUUAUCAUAGCAUAUCAAAUGAAUAUGAGUCAAAGCUGUUGACACCUUAUACAUAUAUACCAAACUGGGAAGCUGUUCUUGAAAAAUGUAUGCAAGAAGAAAACUAACCAAAUCAAAGAUGUUUCACAGUGUUCGUGUCUAUAAACAUCUUUAUCAUAUCCUCAGUAUUGACUUAUCUAAUGAGGUAUCACACUUUGCUUAAUACUAAGACAUCUGAAAUACUUUUUAAAUAGAAAUAAAUGAAACAGUAAUAAAUGAAUACAUCAAAAAGUUUAAAUAAUUAGUAUAUUUAUGGUAUUCCUUAAAAAAAAACUAUGGAACUAACUAUUGCUUAUUUGGGGUCUUUAUUGAUGAUUAAUGCCUUACUGACUUAAUUGCUAAUAAGCACAUCUACACUGGAAAAUUAAUACAGUUCUAAUAAAAGUUCAUCAUAUAAGAAAAGCUCUGGACUUAUUUAAGAAAAUAAAGCUAUUUAAAGAAUCUAGUACCUUAAAUAUUCAUAACAAGUUAGCCAAAUCAAUGACAUGGAAUAAAAUAAACAGAUAUUGAACAUUGGCAUAUGAGAUAUCUUAUUCAGUUAUGUAAAUUGUUGUGAAAAGCAACAGAAACAUUUAUUGACUUAGGUGUGGAUGAUAAUGAUAUAGAUUCAAGGAAAUUCUACUAUAUAGGCUAAACUUCUCAAAAUGCCAGCAAGUUUUAAUAAAAUUUAAUCAAUAAUUAUUUUAAAAACUA